This is a messenger RNA of Darwinula stevensoni, 693 nucleotides long. The record is from the annotation of a GenBank genome assembly. Lineage: Eukaryota; Metazoa; Arthropoda; Ostracoda; Podocopida; Darwinulidae.
AUGACACCUCAGAUUAAGCUGAGCACUGCGAGGUGCAUUUUUGGCCUUCCCGUGCCAAAUGGGGAGGAGAGGUGGGAUGCCCUUUUGGAAUCCAGUUGGAACGUGGCUUGCGAGAAGGGCCUCUCUCGAUACUCCCUUAAAAAUGUUCCGUUUCGAGUCAUUCCUGGAAAAUAUGGAUUCCUCGCCAAGUUGGUGUGCGAAAGGCGAAUACGGCGGGAGCCUCUGGCCUUCCAGGGCCUCCAGGAGCCCUUCGACCCCGAUGCAUUUCAUUUCGGGAGAGUGAAGGAGGAGAUCCUCCUCGAUAUCGUUGAUGGGGACAGUGAGGAUCCCACCGAGGAGGAGCACGGGCUGUUGCUCAACGUCAGCCCCUUCGAGGUGACCAGCAGUCUGUUGGUGCCCUUCGCCCACGACGGCAGGCCCCAGGUCCUGGCCCCGGACGCCCUCCGCCUCGCUCUGCUCUUCGUCCUCAAUUCCUCUUCGCCGGACCUUCGAAUCGGGUUCAACUGUCCUUUGGCGGGGGCGACGGUGAACCAUCUGCAUUUCCAUGCCUAUUACCUCAGACAUAGGCUCUACAUCGAAGGCGCUGAAUCGGUGAACUUGAAGGGUCCAGUGUGGACACUAAAGGAUUACCCGGUCAAAUCAUUCCUGUUUUACGUUGAAGGGAACGACGACCUUUCCCCAACCGUCGAGUGA